Eurytemora carolleeae is the source of this 1299-nucleotide messenger RNA. RefSeq lists its product as uncharacterized. The coding region runs from base 252 to 1025 and encodes 257 amino acids. The record is from RefSeq and is a predicted model, not a curated record. Lineage: Eukaryota; Metazoa; Arthropoda; Copepoda; Calanoida; Temoridae. The transcript has 8 exons.
GCGGAAAUUAUAUGUUUUGGCGCAGACGCCAGUUGAAAACUAGACUUCGUGUAGUAGUUUCAUCCCAUAGGGAUAACCACAGCUGUAUAUUGUACUGGGUGGAUACAAGUCCCUAAACUAAUCAGCGAACUAGCCUACCCUAAGUUCUUAGCUAAACCUUACUAAUCAGCUAACUAGCCUACCCGGAGUUCUUAGCUAAACCUUGCUAAUCAGCUAACUAGCCUACCCGGAGUUCUUAGCUAAACUUUACAAUGUUCUUUUCUAAAGUUUUUCUUAUUGUUUCUUCUGUUAUUUUGGCAACACAAUCAUUUCCACAGAUUAAGCUUCAAAGUUUGCUUCCUGUGGAUCCUAUUGAAGAAUUUGACACCUGGGCCUGGGGAGAACAUCCUAAUGGUCUGGGAUACAAAGCAAGGAACGGAUUAUCAGUAGAUCAAUGUCUGAAAAAUCCACAUCUUAUAGAUACUCCUGCUUGUAAAUUUCCAGCUAAACUUUGUAUGGAUGUUCCAGAAUAUGCCACUAAACAAGCUUGUGCAGGUAACCAGUAUCCUGCAGAGUUUUGUGCUACAGAUAUCAGGAUUGCUCUGCUAGAAGGAUGUGCAGGUAACCAGAUUCCUGCAGAGUUUUGUGCUACAGAUAUCAAGAUUGCUCUGCUAGAAGGAUGUGCAGAUGCUCUCUACCCCAAAGAGUUCUGUGUUGCCAACCCUGUUCUUGUAUCUGCUAAAGGAUGCCAGAAGUAUUUAGCAGAUAUUUGUUCUUUGGAUGUUAAGCUAGCAUUGAGUCCGCCAUGUGCAGAUGCAACCUAUCCUAAAGAUUUCUGCGUGGGAAACCCUGUACUUAUCUCAGCUAAGGGAUGUGAGAAGUUUAAAGGAGACAUAUGUACUUCAAGCCUUGAGUUAGCUGAGAGUUCUUCUUGUUCAGGUGCAGCUGAUCAAAUUACAAGAAAGCAAUGUACAUCCAAUGGAGAUAUCUGCAGAGCUAAAAUAUGUGAUAAAAGAGUUCCAAAUAAAGAUUUCUGUAAAGCUUGAUCUUGGAGAUUGGUUUCUUAAUACCUUUAAACCUAUAGAUACAGGUUUCUGAAGCCUAUUCCUGUAAGGUUUCUCGAAACCUAAUCCUGGAGACAGGUUUCUGAAACCUAUUCCUGGUUAAAGGUUUCUAAAACCCUAUAGUCCAACAUGGAAUCUUGAAUCUGGAAUCAGUGGUUUAAAAAUGUCCUUGUGUUAAAAUUCUCAUCAGAAUCUGUUAAUUAAUAUUGCUGUUAAACCUGAAUAAUUAUUUAGAAAAAAUAAACGAAAAUUAUAU